This is a messenger RNA of Leptinotarsa decemlineata (Colorado potato beetle), 1715 nucleotides long. It is a transcript of the gene ninaC, whose product is annotated as STKc_myosinIII_N_like and MYSc_Myo21 domain-containing protein ninaC. Gene Ontology annotation, molecular function: microfilament motor activity; ATP binding; protein serine/threonine kinase activity. Gene Ontology annotation, cellular component: myosin complex. The record is from RefSeq and is a predicted model, not a curated record. Gene Ontology annotation, biological process: peptidyl-serine phosphorylation; regulation of actin filament length. Lineage: Eukaryota; Metazoa; Arthropoda; Insecta; Coleoptera; Chrysomelidae.
AUUUUUUCACAGGCUGUUACAUACCUGCACGAGAAUAAAGUCAUCCAUAGGGAUAUAAAGGGUAGUAAUAUUCUGCUAACAAGGGAAGGAGAAGUGAAAUUGUGUGAUUUUGGAUUAUCAAAGAAAAGGAAAAGCCACGAUGAAAAACUAUCCGCGAGUUUAGGGUCGCCUAGUUGGAUGGCACCUGAAGUGAUAAAUGCUAGCAAAGUAACAAACGAGGCUGGAGAUGGAUAUGACAGCAGGGCCGACGUUUGGUCAAUCGGAAUAACAGCCAUCGAGCUUGGAGACGGCAAAGCUCCUUUCGAAGAGAUGCAUCCUACAAGAGCUUUGUUUCAAAUAGUGACCAAUCCCCCUCCUACGCUGAAGAAAGUAUCGAAUUGGUCUGAAAAUUAUCACGAUUUCAUCAGCGAAUGUUUGGUGAAGAAUUAUGAUUAUCGACCCUACGUUAUGGAAAUUAUAGAACAUCCUUUUCUGGAACAAAUUCCUGAAAAUAAUUAUCACCUGUCUCUCGAAAUGAAGUCACUGGUAUCUGACAUGGGUAAAACGUAUCCAUCCGAAAGAAACCCAGAAAUGAACGUUCAUGGAAAAUUACUGAAAAAAGGUAUAGAUUUUGAUAUGGUACCCAUGUACGAAGAAGAUUUGGCAGCACUGGACAAUAUAAACGAACGGGACAUAUUGGAUCUACUGCAAAGGCGUUUCGAGAUGGGACAGUGUUACUCAUUCAUUGGUGAUAUUCUGUUGUCACUGAAUCCCAAUGAGAAAAUCAAUAUGUUCGGGAGGGAGUUUCAUUCGAAAUACCACUCGAAAUCAAGAUCCGAUAAUGCCCCCCACAUCUACCAAAUAGCAGAUACAGCAUAUCAAAAUGCUCAGCAUCAUAUGACGCCCCAACAAAUUGUUCUUUCCGGAGAAACCGGGUCAGGAAAAACAUCUAAUUAUCUUCAUUUGAUCGACCAUCUGUUUUUCUUGGGUGAGAACUCCAGCAUUGGUUCUGAGAGAAUGAAGAACGCUUUGAAACUAGCCCAUUCUCUCAUUCACGCGUCAACCCCUUUCAACCCCUACUCAACAAGGGCUGUUUUCAAGACAGACGUUUCGUAUGGAAAGACAGGAAAACUCACAUGUGUCAAUUUCAAGGCGCAUUGUUUAGAAAAGUGUAGGGUAUCCAGCAAAGAUUUGAAUCAGGGAAACUUCCACAUAUUUUAUUACCUCUAUGACGGAAUUGUAGCAGCUGGAAAACACAAAAGAUUCAAACUGAACUCCAAGAGAGCGUAUCGUUACCUAAGAGUUUCCGAUAACUCAAAAGAUAAAAAUCCCAAAGAAGAGAUCGAUAUCAAUGUUUACAAAUAUUCUAAAAUCGCCACUUACCUCAAUGAUCUGGAAUUCACGGAAGAACAAAUCUCCACGAUUCACUCAACUAUUGCAGCCAUCCUCAUUAUCGGAGAGGCAGAGUUUGCAGAAAAUGAAGAUCUGUCGGCAGUGUUGGUGAAUAGAGAGGUUGUUGACGAUUUUGCGGACUUGGUGAAAAUCGAAAACAAGAAAAUUCGUUGGGCUUUAACCAACUACUGUUUGUUGAAAGAUGGUGACGCCAUACGAAGAAGAAACUCCUGCAGGGAAGCCUGUGAAGCCAGAGAUGUUCUCGCGAAUACACUUUAUGCUAGACUAGUGGAUUAUGUUUUAGAAACUAUCAACGAUAAAAUGUCGUUUGGAAAGGCAAUAUU